AGCCAUUGUUUUGUUUUUGUUUUGCUCAGCUGACACAAAUCUCAUCGAUUUUAAUAAUAUUGCAAUUUGCUAUAAAAUGAACAUAUUCAAGCAUCAAUGUAUGUGCGGUAUAGAAUUCAAACAGAGGAAAAAUUUAUACGCACAUAUGCGUAAACUACAUAAUAUAGAACCCUUUCAACAACAAAUUAAAGUAGAAAAUUAUAUAUGUGAUUUUUGUGGUAGAAAAUUUGCUUGCCAGUCCAGUAUAAUCAGGCAUUUAAGGAGAAAUCACAGUGAUUCUAAUAAUAAACUAAUAGGAGUUAAUAAGAAAACAAGUCUGAGAUGCCCUUAUGGAAAAUGCUCUUUGAAUUUUCGAACCUACGAAGUUUUGCGUGAACAUUUGGCUAAAAAACACAAUUUCCAAAUUGAAUUUGAAGAAUUGAGCUUUAGUUCUAUUGAAGAUUUCGACCAAUGGAAAGACAGAAUGCAACUCCAAACUGCCUCCCUAUACACACAGAGCACGGCAGGCAGGAAUUUGAGGAUAGAGCUGGGGCGUAGACUGUACUACAAUUGCCACCGAUCUAAUGUCUAUAAACAAAGGGGCAACAACAUUCGAGCUAUUAAGUCACUAGGGAGUAAUAAAAUAGGUAAAGCGUGUCCGUCUAGACUAGAGGUGACAUACACACUGUACGCAGAACAGAUGAUAGUCAAGGUAAAGUUCUGGAAGACCCACUGCGGGCACACCAACCAGGUUGAGAGGCUGCCUUUGAAUAGGCAAAUGAAAUGCUCAAUUGCAGAGAAACUGAGAAAUGGUUUCUCCUUCAAACAAAUAUUUCAAUGGGUCCGUGAUAACCGACAUGAAGAUGACGUCCCUGAACGACUACAACUUUUAAGAGAAAAAGACCUUUACAAUAUUAUUAGAGAAUUCAAUAUUGAGCCUGUUAAGAAAAAACGAACUACAAAUAAUUACAACUACAAAGUUAGUGAAAAUAAUAUUUCUGUGGCAAAUACUAGUAAAAGUAAUAUAUCUAUGAUAAAUAAUCCUAAAAAUAUACCCAAAGUAAUUGACGGUGAUAAUAAUAUACCUUCAACAAGUGUUAGUGACAGUAAUUUUUCUUCUAUAAUUGACAGUAAAAAUAAUAUAUCUACGACCAAUGCUAGUAAAAAUAAUAUUUCGUGUGCUAAAAGGAACAGUAAAAAUGAUGUUACUUCGACAAAGGCUAGUAAAAGUAAUAUACCCACAGCAAAGCAUAGUAAAAAUUACUUUAAUAACAGUAAAAUUAAAUUUCCUCCAACUAGUGACAGUAAAAGUAAUACACCCACAACAAAUGAAAGUAAGAAUGAUAUUUCUUGUGCUAAAAGUAACAGUGAAAAUAAUAUAUCUCUAACAAAGGCUAGUCAAAGUAAUAUAUCCACAAUGAGUAACAGUAAAAAUGACAUAAUAUCCACAAAAACUAAUAGUGAAAGCAAUGUAAUCAUUAUAAGUAAUAAACUAGUACGGAAGGUAGAUUCGUUUCCAGCCAAAACACUAGAUAUAUAAUAUAAUCAAGGAUUUUUCUAAAAUUUUUUUUGGGGCUUUGGAAGUAGUUUCUAUAGCUGCAAAGUGUCGCUACUAGAUGGCAUUAACAGUCGCUAGAACUUACAUACAUAUAUAUCACUCACUGGCAGUAAGCGAACCGUGGCUUAGGGCCGGCGCACAUAUAUGGCGGAGCGCAGCGCAGAGCAUUUUUCACA
This is a messenger RNA of Maniola jurtina (meadow brown), 1713 nucleotides long. RefSeq lists its product as uncharacterized. The record is from RefSeq and is a predicted model, not a curated record. Bases 77 to 1519 code for a protein of 480 amino acids. The transcript has 4 exons. Lineage: Eukaryota; Metazoa; Arthropoda; Insecta; Lepidoptera; Nymphalidae.